AUGAUGUCACCGCUGGAAACAUCCUGGAAGCACACGGAGAGCCCCGUGGAGCAGCACCCGUCCUGGGCCAACCGUCCCCCCUCCAAGAGGCAGGAAGCCGUGCCGGGAGGAGGCCGGGGUCCCUUGACAGGGUCCCCCCCCCGCACAGCAGCAGCGGCGGCGGCGGCGGGAGGCGCCCCGGGGCGCAAGAGGGGCUGCUGCGGUUCGGGCCCGGAACUUGCCGCGCCGCCGCCGCCGCCGCCGCUGCCGCCCAGCCGGGCCGAGGCCGCCUGCGCCUCCGUGCGCUCCGCCUCCUCGCUCCGCAAACGCCGGCUGGGGAGCGGGUUAGAACUAGAAGGCGCCUCCGACGCGCAGGCCGGCGAAGACGCCACGUCUGAAGGGGGGGAUGCCGGCCCGAAGGCGGCUCCGGAAGGCGGCCCGGCGCGACCUGCCAGCCCGAGGCGCGGCACAGGCCAGGGGGCCCCCUCCCCCCUCUGGCGGGUCCCGGGAGCGGCCGGCGCGGCAGCCCGAGCCACAGGCCGGGCCGAGGGCCGAGGGGAGGCCGCCCCGCCGGUCUUACCUGCUUGCCCAUGGGGGAGGCGGCCCGGCAGGCCCGGCCCGCUCUCCGCCGCGCUCUGCCUCCGCCGGCUACAUCGCCGCCGAGGGGCGCCCGGGCGAGGCGAGGGGCGAGGCGAGGCGAGGCGAGCGCCGGCCAGAGCGCCCUCCCGGGCCCGGCCGCUGCUGCCCCCGCGCGGACCGGAGCGGAGUGCCCGGAGCGCGCGGGGAGGGGGCGGCUCCUCCCUGGCCCCGCCUCGCCCCACACACCCCCAGCGGAGCCGAGCGGAGCCGAGCGGAGCGGAGCGCCUGCCCAGCCCAGCCCAGCCCAGCGGGACCGGCCGGGGUCUUUGGCCCGCCACCGCCUCGGGACGCGCAGCCCGGCCGGCUCUGCGGGGAGAAGCCACCCGGGCGGAUGGGCCUGGGAGGGCUCCGGGGCCCGCUCUCCGCGUGGACGUGGCGGGGGCCAGGGCGGGGGCACGCCCGGAGUGCCGAUGCGGCCGGAUUGGCUGGGAGCCGGGCGCUCUGGGUCUCCUGGGACCGCCGGUGGAGGAGGGUUCUGGCCCAAAUCUUUCUCCCCCCCCACCCGCAGCGGCCGUGCCCGGCUUCAGCCCGCGCCUCUGCCCUCGGAAUGCCCUCGCCCUUGAUGAUGCUAUUGGCCAGAAGGGGGUUUUGGGGAGCACCUUCCAGGGUCCUUGCGCAGGGAAGCCAACCAAUUCUUCCAUUCCCUUUCCCACCCGCAGCCAGGCGGAGUGCAGAUGA
Messenger RNA from Eublepharis macularius, 1296 nucleotides. Its product is annotated as collagen alpha-1(I) chain-like. The record is from RefSeq and is a predicted model, not a curated record. Lineage: Eukaryota; Metazoa; Chordata; Lepidosauria; Squamata; Eublepharidae. The coding region runs from base 1 to 1296 and encodes 431 amino acids. The transcript is spliced from 3 exons.